AUGGCGGCCCCUCCAGCGCGAAGAGCUCCCUACAAGGACACACUGCAGCCGGCCUUGCAUAGGCGCUUCUCGUCCACGGCCACCGUCCUGCUCGCCGUGUCCUACCUUGAGGCCGUCCUCCUGGCCAGCUGGUCCUCCUACUUUUGGUCCUGGUUUCCGAUAGGGCCCACGGGCGUCCGAACCGCCGUCAUCUUCUCCUGCGGCCUCGCCAUCCUCGUGCUUCGGAUAGCUCACUACCAUGUUGGCCUGCAGACGACGGGCUCCGGCCUGCAGACGUUGACCUCCUCCCUGCUGAGCUUGAAGACGUACGAGAUGGGCUUCUGGUACGGCGCGUCGAGUUUGCUGUUCUGCCCCGUCUUCCUCCUUUCCAUGUCCGACGCGUCGAACCUGCAGUGGAUCACCUACUUCGGCGGCCAUCGAGCGAGGCUGAACGAACGACCGCUGUUCCUGCUUUGCUACCUCGGAGCGUGCGCCCUGCUGCAGACCUUGAAGCAUUUCCGGCAUGACAUCGACCGACUGGACCUCGGCCCCCGAAGAGGCCGCAAUGGAGAGCCAGCCCACGGCACUUGGGGCAUGGUGCCGAAACCCUUCCGCGCCGUCCUCGUUCAGCUGCCCAUCAUCCUGGUCGGAUGCGUCACGCAAGCCAUCACGGCCACCCUGCUCUCCCUCGCGCUCUACUACCUAUUCCUCCGCUCCUUCGCAUGGGGCUGGGCCCUCGCGCUCCUGCGGCCCUUUUUCAACCUGCCCAAGACGAGCAUGCUCCCGCCCACCUUGCCCACCGACUUGUACCUGCUUGGCCGUUGCCUGUACGCCGGCAUGCUCAUCAGUCUUGUUUGGUCCGCCGGCAACGCCGCCUUCUCCAUCCUCAUGGUCAAGGAGCCUCUGAAGAACGGGAAACCGUUGACGUCGGAAUCCAAGGACCCCAACGGCAGCGUGCUGAACGGCUUGAAGAGCAAGAAGCUGUCCAUCCAGGCAAGUCUUGACCGUCAUCAUUGCCUUUCAGCCCCGGCCCGGCAAUGGCUAACAUGGAAGCAGUCGUUUGCCAUGUGGGAGCUGGCGCUCAUCGCCCAAGAUUUUGGAACUCGCCGGCAGGCCAUUUACUGCGACAUUGACCGCAAGGACGGCUCCAUGUGGGCACAGAUCUACGCCAUCUGCAUGGCCCUCUUGAAGAGCAUCGAGGUCAACGUCGACAACUACGGCAAGCCGCCCGCCGUCGCCGCCGUCGAGCCCGCGGCCGCACCGCCGAAGCAGCGAGUUUCGGCGCCGCCGAGGGAGGAACCGAUACUGAGCCAGAGGAGCCCCGCGUCCGGCCUGAUGGGCGGAGUCGAGAAGGCGUUGGGCCAACUCGCCCGGGCACCGGGCCCGUCUCCCGUCUCGGAGCUCAGCCCCGUGGCCAAGAAGACGUGGAACAGCGCCAUGGACCGAAUGCUGAGCAAGGAGCGACAGGCGACGCUGUCGCCGGGGCACCUCAAGGGCGAGCUCGACCUGUGGACGGCGAAGCUCGUGAAGAUCCAAGGCGCCGGCACUCUGCUCCGACAGGACUUCCGCACUCGCUUCGCCGCCGCCGUUUUCGACGCGCCGUACGCCGAGCCGACGCUCUAUGCCAACGCCGGCCGCGCGCUCUGCCAGUUGGCGGUCCACAGUCUGGCCGAGGACCAGUUUGGCAACGUGCACCGGGACGUGGCGAGCAUAGUUCGCACGCUGACGUCGGUCAUUCGCAAGGUGGACGCACUCAAGGCCCGCUUUCCGAUGCACUGGACCGAUCCGUCCGGUAGCCGGGAGAGCCCCGAGAUCGAGUACAUGCUGGACGCUCUACGAACCGGCUUGGGUCAGGUCGUGGCCAAAUUCGAGCCGUACAGCGGCGACUUGACGCUCUCGCUCGGCGACAUUAGGCUGGCCAAGGAAGCUGCGGCCAAGCCCAUGGCGCCCUUGAGUGAAGGGACGCCGAAGCCGACGGGCACGUCCAGCGGCACAAGCCAUGCCGAAGGAAGCAGGGGAGAGGCUAGACGGCUGCAAAGGAGGGAGCAGAGACCGGAGAUGGAGCAAGUUCGCUUGGCUGUGGACAAGGUCGAGCCGCAUUGCCGUCGUCUCGUUCCCAGCAUCCCCUGCAGCCACAUGGACAACGGCCAGCGCCAGCACGGUGAUGCGGCCCGUGGAGACGGAUGUCGAGGCCAAGGCACCGACACUGGCUGGAUCCUCCCGUCGUCGUCGGGACCGAAUUCACCGAGGGAGAGUGGCUUCGGUCCUGCUCUCGCAGGAACAUGA
Drechmeria coniospora is the source of this 2265-nucleotide messenger RNA. RefSeq names its product nuclear envelope protein. Gene Ontology annotation, biological process: nuclear pore organization; spindle pole body localization. Gene Ontology annotation, molecular function: spindle pole body-nuclear membrane anchor activity. Bases 1 to 2265 code for a protein of 754 amino acids. Gene Ontology annotation, cellular component: nuclear pore transmembrane ring; spindle pole body. The transcript has 3 exons. Lineage: Eukaryota; Fungi; Ascomycota; Sordariomycetes; Hypocreales; Ophiocordycipitaceae. The record is from RefSeq and is a predicted model, not a curated record.